UGUCACUGCUGUCACCUCAGUGCGAGUGCAUGGGGACGGCGAGGAGCACGGCGCUGCUGCUGUGGGCUCAGCUUCUCAGCCUCGUUGGCUCCCAACCCCCCCUGCUGACGAUGGACCCCCCCUGGACACCGCAGUUCGUGGGGCAGAGUGUGAAGCUGACCUGCGGGGAGCCCAGCGUGAGCAGCUCCAGCACCUGGUACGUGGAUGGGCAGCGGUGGACGGAAACGCCAUCAAACCACCUCCACGUGGAGCUGAGUGGCAAACGGAAAUACAGCUUCCAGUGCCGGACUCGAGGCUCUGAGCUCAGCUCUGCUGUUGACCUGACAGCCUCUAAUGACUGGCUGGUGCUGCAGGUGCCAACACAGGCAGUGAUGGAGGGGGACUCGCUGUCCCUGCGCUGCAGCGCCUGGAAAGACAAAAAGCUCAGCCAGGUGAAGUUCUUCCAUGACAGGAAGCUGCUGCAGGAAAGACGUGAGAACGAACUGCUGCUGUCCCCAGCAGAGCAGCAGCACAGCGGCAGCUAUCACUGCUCAGCCUACGUGUAUUCCUUCAUCAGAAGACAGGAAUCUGCCCAAACUGACCUCGUGGUGCAAGAGCUCUUCUCAGUGCCGAAGCUGAGCCUGCAGGGUCCCCAGGAGCCCCCCGAGGGCAGCGCCCUGACUCUGCUCUGCUCCACCCACGGCAACGCGCUGCGGCCCCACGUCUCCCUGCAGCACCUCUUCUACCAGGAUGGGCGGCUGGUGGGGGGGCCGCAAUCGGCCCCCCAGCACCAGAUGCCGGUGCUGCUGCUGUCCCACUCGGGGUCCUACAGCUGCCAGGUGCAGACAGAGACGGGCAGCGUGCGGAAACACAGCGCCCCCCAUCACCAUCACUGUGAGAAGGAUUCCCGUCGCCGGGGUUUCCCUGCGCUCCGAUCCCCCGAUGCUCAGGUUCUGUUGGGUGACCGCGUGCUGCUGAGCUGUGCGGUGUCCGUGGGCUCCGGGCCGCUCUCCUUCUCCUGGCACCGGCAGAACCGCACGGGAGCGCUGGGCUCGGGGCCGCUCUACGAGCUGCGGGCGGCGCAGCUGGAGGACGACGACCGCUAUCACUGCACGGCCAGCAACGGCAUCAGCACGGCCAGCAGCCCGCCGCUGCGCCUCGCCGUCACACUGCCGGUGUCCAACGCCAGCAUCGCGGUGCUGGGGACGGAGGUGGGAGCAGAGCUGGAGCGGAUGGCGGGCGAGGAGCUGAACCUGAGCUGCAGGGUGGGGGCGGGGACGGGGCCGGUGGGCUUCGUGUGGCUGCGGGACGGGCAGGAGCUGAGCAGGGGCCCCACGUGGCACCUUGGGGUGCUGGGGCCGCAACACGCGGGCAUCUAUCAGUGCGUGGCCGCCAACAGCCUGGGGACCCGGCGCGUCUUCAGGGCCCGCAGCCCCGAGGUUCUCCUGGUGGUGACGCCGCAGGGAUGGGGACGGGCGGCGGGCGCAAGUCCUGGCUGCAGGGCUCCCCGCGUCCCUCCUGGUGCUGCUGGCCGUCGCUGCUCGCGCUCGGACGGCACUUCUGGCGGCGGCGGCGCGGCGCAGCCUCCAAGAGGCAGCACAGGUGUGCGCAGCACCCGGCCGAGCCCCCCUGCACCCUCCGGCUCCUCCGUUCCUUACCCCCGUUGUCCCUUUGCC
Molecule: messenger RNA, 1655 nt
Organism: Lagopus muta (rock ptarmigan)
Lineage: Eukaryota; Metazoa; Chordata; Aves; Galliformes; Phasianidae
Product: Fc receptor-like protein 3
Biological process (GO): cell surface receptor signaling pathway
Molecular function (GO): transmembrane signaling receptor activity
Source: RefSeq, a predicted model, not a curated record